Messenger RNA from Pelodiscus sinensis (Chinese soft-shelled turtle), 4110 nucleotides. RefSeq names its product transcription factor AP-2 beta (gene TFAP2B). Gene Ontology annotation, molecular function: DNA-binding transcription factor activity, RNA polymerase II-specific; RNA polymerase II transcription regulatory region sequence-specific DNA binding. The record is from RefSeq and is a predicted model, not a curated record. Lineage: Eukaryota; Metazoa; Chordata; Testudines; Trionychidae. Gene Ontology annotation, cellular component: nucleus. Gene Ontology annotation, biological process: anatomical structure development; regulation of cell population proliferation; regulation of transcription by RNA polymerase II.
UAAAAUCUCUCUCUCACACUCUCGCUCUCUCUCUCUCAUUUAUAAUGCUCUGGUCUACAGAAACUCUAACUCCUUACUUUGACGUGUUCUUAAAACAAAAGUAGCAAACGAACUUGUUGUGAGAAGCGUGGGUCUCUUUAGGAAGGAAGGCGAGUUGAACUUUAACAGAAAUGGCAGGCAGGCCAGUUGAACGAGUUCCUGAAACAUCAAAAGGGUUUUAGAUCGCCCCUGGCUUUGCCUAGAAACUAUAAAUUUAGUAUCCUUUAAAAUGCAUUGCAUAAAUUUUACAUCUGGGUGAAAACUGGGCGCAUUUCUGGCAUAGUUAGGGGGCAAAUUAGCAUGGAGAAUUGAAUGGCGCCCAACUUAACGCUGAUUUGUUUGUACGUUUGCGAUAUUUUGCUUUUAAUACCAAUGCGAUGUGUAAUAUUCAGUCAAAGGGCUUUAAUUGCCGCUGCAAACAGACAAAUUACAGCGGCUGCCUCCUUUAUGUAUUUAUUUUUAAACGGGGACCAGGAACGCUCCCCCUCCCCCGUUAUUUGUUUACGGAACAUGUAGCUGGAUGAACAAAAGCACCCAGGGCAAUCCAUUUCGCCUAUUUGAAUGCAUAAUUAAAUGCAAAAGAAGGAAAUAUGAUUUUUUUUCCCUCUUAGCCUCUAGCAUUGCUCCAUAGCAUUUCCUUGCUCCAACCCAGCCAGUGUCUAGUUUACACUUCUUCCUCUGCCGGAGUUAAUUGAACUUAUGUCUUUUCCUCUCUAAACUUCUCUUACCCCCUCCCCUUCUCCGCACCUUCUCCCUCUCUCCCCCAGCUCGGCUUCUGCCAGCCCCCCUCGUCUGAUUACAUCUAGUAAUUCUCCACUGAAUGAACGUCAUUUACAAUGAUGUUAGUCCACACCUAUUCCGCCAUGGACCGGCAUGACGGAGUCCCCAGCCACAGCUCCAGGUUGUCUCAGCUGGGCUCUGUCUCCCAGGGACCCUACUCCAGCGCCCCACCGUUGUCUCACACCCCGUCCUCGGAUUUCCAGCCGCCUUACUUCCCGCCCCCCUACCAGCCUCUUCCUUACCACCAAAGCCAGGACCCGUACUCCCAUGUCAAUGACCCUUACUCCCUGAACCCCUUGCAUCAGCCCCAGCAGCACCCUUGGGGACAAAGGCAGAGGCAAGAGGUGGGAUCAGAAGCCGGCUCACUCCUGCCACAGCCUCGGGCCGCUUUGCCUCAGCUCUCGGGACUGGACCCCAGGCGGGACUACCACUCAGUGAGGAGGCCAGAUGUUCUUCUUCACUCGGCACAUCAUGGCCUGGAUUCCGGCAUGGGAGACAGCCUUUCUCUGCAUGGCAUCGGACACCCAGGAAUGGAGGACGUGCAGUCAGUUGAAGAUGCCAAUAACAGCGGCAUGAACCUAUUGGACCAGUCUGUCAUUAAAAAAGUUCCGGUUCCUCCAAAAUCAGUUACUUCUCUGAUGAUGAAUAAAGAUGGCUUCCUGGGUGGAAUGUCAGUCAAUACCGGAGAGGUGUUUUGCUCAGUACCUGGCCGCUUGUCCUUGCUCAGUUCCACUUCAAAGUAUAAAGUAACGGUGGGAGAAGUUCAAAGACGCCUUUCUCCUCCAGAGUGUCUGAAUGCAUCUCUCCUAGGAGGAGUACUUAGAAGAGCCAAAUCGAAAAAUGGGGGGAGAUCGUUGAGAGAGAGGCUAGAAAAAAUCGGUUUGAAUUUACCAGCCGGCAGGCGUAAGGCUGCAAAUGUCACUUUACUCACCUCCCUGGUGGAAGGGGAAGCGGUUCACUUAGCUCGGGAUUUUGGAUACAUCUGUGAAACGGAGUUUCCAGCCAAAGCUGUUUCCGAGUACCUGAACCGACAGCACACGGACCCCAGCGAUCUCCACUCCAGAAAGAACAUGCUGCUUGCUACAAAGCAACUUUGUAAAGAAUUCACAGAUCUCUUGGCCCAGGACAGGACGCCCAUUGGCAACAGCAGGCCCAGCCCCAUUUUGGAACCAGGCAUUCAGAGCUGCUUGACUCACUUCAGCCUCAUCACCCAUGGCUUUGGGGCCCCAGCCAUCUGUGCUGCCCUCACAGCCCUCCAGAACUACCUGACUGAAGCUCUCAAAGGCAUGGACAAGAUGUUCUUGAACAACAACACCGCUAACAGGCACACAUCUGGGGAAGGACCAGGUAGUAAAACUGGAGACAAGGAAGAGAAACACAGAAAAUGAAAAAAAUAAAAGCAGAAAAAAUUAAUAAAUAAAAGAGAGAGAGAAUCUUUUAAAACAAAACCGUUUUAAUUUUAGCUUUAAAAUAUUGGAUUGGGUUUUGGAAGAAUUAUAUUAGGCAGGAUAAUAAUAACGAUAAAAAGAAAGACUAACUUAAGGUCAGAGGCGCACAAAGGAGCAAGAACUGUGGCUCAAUGUCUCUUACAAGGAACAUUUGAAGACAACCACCAGGAUUUUUCCACUUCUGUUCUCACUUUUUUAAAAAUGAUUUUUGGAGGGGGGGAUAAAAUAAUAAUAAAAAAGGAAGAAACAAAUAACUUAUUGGAAGAAAUCAGAGAAACAUUUUGGUGUCAGUGCUUUGAUUUCUUGUUUGGGCUCAAAUGUACAGUAUAUCUUUUUUUUUAAAAUUAAACUAUAUCCUGUGUCUACACUAGGAAAAAAAAACAAAUCUUCCAGUGAUAUUAUCUGGGACAUUUCCAUUCCAGCAUCCUCAUUCCCCCCUCCCUGCCUCAUCUUAUCUUGCCACUCUGUAUCUAUCUAGACUAGGAAAGGGGUGUUUUGGGUAGCAAAGGCUAUAACUUGCUAAUAGAAUUGUAAAUGUAUUAAACUGUUUCUACAUUAAUUACAAUGUCUACAUUAAUUACAGUAUAUUAGGUGUUUCAAUUCAUGUUAGCUCAAUCCAGUUAGCUAACUCGCUUUUUAAAAGACACCCCUUUUUCCUGGUCUAGACAGACCCUGUGAUUACCAGUGUUUACAGCUAUCUAGGCUUAAUUUGGUAUUUAGCUUUUAUGGUAAAACUUCAUUGGCUCUCAGGGUGCAAAAUUUGAAAAUAAGGUGCAGUCAGAUGUUAAUGCUGUUUGAAACUCCUAUUCUUAUGUGUAAAGUAUCCUAAUUUCCUCUAAAGGGUUUAUAUUCUCAACAAUCCUAGUGUUUAUAUAUUUAAUUUAGUUAUGGGGGUGUAUUGAGAGAGAUCUACCCUUUUUUUAAAAAAAAAAGUGCUAGUAACUAAAACUGAGUAUGUAAUUCCUUCUCAGGAGUAUGCACUAUUUUUAUUUUCUUCUGUUUCCCAAAGCUUUGCCCGCUUGGCUUAUGAGCUUCUUCAAAGAGGACUAGAGCUCCCUACACAAUAUAUCAGGUACAGAGAAAAAUAAUCCACAAUUCUGAUACUUUUUCCCCCCCUUAAAUCAAAGCCAGUCGUUUCAGAAUUCUGCGGGUGUACUUCUUUAAAGAAGCUCAAAGGGAAUAAUUGAAACCAGCUAAAAAUAACCGAAAUCGAGAUGUCCUAUUGAGAAGAAUACAGUUUUGUCCGAGGGUGCUUGCAAAGACUUGCUGGGGUAUGAGUAGUUGAUACUCAGAGCCAAGGCAGCUGCGAUAUGCAAUUGUGUGUGUGCGAGCUAAGGGUUGGGUGGGAUUGCAGGAUAAAGCCCUAUUGUGUCUCGCUAGAAAGUUAUUACAAUGUUUCUGUGAGUUGCUUUAGAACAAAUUCAACGGGAGAGGAAAAAAAUCCACCGGUAUUGCGGGGGUGUUUGUUUAAGUUGCUUUUCAGUAAUGGGGUGUAUUACAUGAUGUGUUAUGGCAUAUAUGGAAAAUAACACUUAUGCUUAAGGAGAUGAAUUUCAGCUUGGAUAAUUGUAUCUAUUCAGUGGGGGUAGAGUUUCAUGCAUUAAAGAAUCCUUUCACUUAUGUCAGAAAAGCGACUGUCUCCGGGUGAAAUCCUGGCUCCAUUCAAGUUUAUGGCAAAGCUCCCAUUGACUUCAGCAGGGCCUGGAUUUCACCCUCUGUUUCAACUUAAGAUAAGAUAUUGAAUUAAUUGUGGCUCAAGGCUGGCCUCAAAUCCCAAAGAGAAGAAAGUCAAUCCUCUGGACGUGGUCUUUAUUUUCUAAAUACCUGCGGAUGACGGGGGGGG